This is a messenger RNA of Tilletiopsis washingtonensis, 2301 nucleotides long. RefSeq lists its product as hypothetical. Gene Ontology annotation, molecular function: GTP binding. The coding region runs from base 1 to 2301 and encodes 766 amino acids. Gene Ontology annotation, cellular component: nucleolus. The transcript has 4 exons. NCBI's taxonomy places the organism in Eukaryota, Fungi, Basidiomycota, Exobasidiomycetes, Entylomatales. The record is from RefSeq and is a predicted model, not a curated record.
AUGGCCCGCGGCGGGCCGUCCAAGUCGAACCGCGCGCUGCCCGACGCCGGCGGCGCAGGCAGCGGCAGGAAGGACACGGGCCUGCCGCAGUUCUUCAAGGCGCGCCGCCUCGCGCCGCUGCCCGGCGCCAAGGACAAGGCCGCGCAGCCGCAGCUGAGCAAGACGGCGCGCCGCAAGCUGCAGGCGGCCAAGCGGUACGCCGCACAGAACGGCGGCGCGGCCAUGAUGGAUGUCGAGGAGGAGGAGGACGCGGAGCAGCAGCGCGUCGAUGCGGUGAUGGACGCCGACUUUGCCGACCUGCAGAGCAGCCUGCAUGCCCUCAACGCACAGCUCCUCGCGCCGCGGCCGCCGCCGCGCUUCGAGGCGGCGGCGCAGGACGCAGACGAGCUCGAGGGCUUUGCGCGUGCGGCGCUCGAUCCGGCGCUGACGGGACGCAAGGACAGCAGCUCGCGCGCCUACAUGCGCGAGCUGCGCAAGGUGCUCGAGCUGGCCGACGUGCUGCUCGAGGUGCUCGAUGCGCGCGACCCGCUCGGCUGCCGAUCGUUGGCGACGGAACGCCUGGCGCUGGCGAGCGGCAAGCGCGUCGUGCUGGUGCUCAACAAGAUCGACCUGGUGCCCAAGGCCAACGUCGAGGCGUGGCUCAAGUAUCUGCGGCACGACUUUCCCGUGCUGGCCUUCAAGGCCUCGACGCAGUCGCAGCGCUCGCAUCUCUCGCACUCGCGCGCCGCCGCGCCGACGGCGUCGGGCAGCAGCGGCAGCAAGAUCAGUGCGGGCGCCGAGGCGCUGGGCGCCACGGCGCUGGUGCAGCUGCUCAAGGCCUACGCCAGGCGCGACGCCGGCCGCGCAAGCCUCACCGUGGGCGUCUUUGGCGCGCCAAACGUGGGCAAGAGCAGUGUCGUCAACUCGCUCGUGCGCUCGCGCGCCUGUCCCGUCGCCGCGACGCCGGGCGCGACAAAGGUGGUGCAGGGCGUCGUGCUGGAUAAAGGCUUGCGCCUGCUCGACUGCCCCGGCGUCGUGUUUCUCGGUCCCGAGGACGGCAGUGGUGCAUUGCAGGCGCUGCGCAACACCAUCAAGGUCGAGCUCGUGGCCGAUCCUAUCACUCCUGUGCAGGCCAUCCUGGCGCGAGUGGCGCCGGCGCAGCUCGAGGAGCUGUACAGCAUCGAAGGUGGCUUUGACGAGGGCGACGUGCAGGACUUUCUGAUGCGCGUGGCACUGCUGCGUGGCAAGCUGGGGAGAGGCGGCGUGCCGGACAUUGAAGGCACGGCCCGCAUCGUGCUGCACGACUGGAACAUGGGCAAGAUUGCCUACUACACUCAGCCGCCGGCCGUGCAUGCCUCUCACGGCGCCUCUGCCGCUGCGAACAGUGCGCUCGCAUCCGGCAGCGUCGCAGCCGAUGGCACGGCGCCGACGGAGCUGGACGGCAGCCGCAUCGUGGCGGGCUUCGACGCCGCAUUUGAUCUCGCGGCACUGCUGGGCGAGGCAGAUGCCGAAGCCCUGGGCGGCGGAUCCGGCGUGGGUCGCAUGCCGGCGCCUGCGCCGCCGCAACGACGCUAUGCGGCGCUCGAGGCCGACGAAGACGAGGCGACGGCACUGGAGGAAGACACGGAGCCGAUACUGCCUGCUGCGCCUCCCUCGCCGCCGUCGGCUGCACCAGGCACGCGCAAGCCGAAGCUGGGCGACGCGAGCUUCACGUCGAGUCUGGGCAAGCGGCGCCGCGGCAUGGAUGCCGAGGAGCCCAUGUCCGACUCGGAGUCGGACGAGGAGGAGGUCUCCUCUGCGCGCGCCCUCUCGCCGCUCUCCGACGACGAAGCGCCCGUCGCAAGCUCUGCGGUGCCGCUGGCUUCCGCCGGUGAGGGUGUCGACGCCGCCGCCGCCGCCGCCGCCGCCGCCGCCGCCGCCGCCGCACGCGCCAACGAGCCCGAGUGGAAGCAGCGCGAGCGCGCCAAGGCCGAGGGCCCCGCGCUCGCCGCGACCAAGGCGCGCGGCCGCACCGCCGAGCUGGGCGCCUUCUUCAGCGCCGCCGAGAUGGCGGGCCUGGCCGAGAGCCGCGGCGCGGCGCGCAAGCGGGCGAAGAAGGCAAAGAAGCGCGACACGCUCGCCGGCGCCGGCCUGGUGCAGGAUCUGGAGGCGGCGAUGAACAUUGCCGAGCCGCAGCCGGUGCCGGAGGAGCUGAGAGGCGGCAAGAGCAAGAAGAACAAGAAGAAGAAGGCAAAGGCCAAGACGAGCGGCGCAGGACAGGGAGGCCAGGGCGCGUUUGCGGCGCUGCUGCGACAGGGCGAGGGCAUGGAGGAGGAGCUGUAG